GGACGCUCGCGCACAGCGCACGCGGUACAUAAUAACAGAGAGGCCCUUACGUACCGACGCCCAAAAUUAAUAAAAUUAAAUAUUAAAAAAUAAACCCAAAAACAAAUCCAUAUGGACCUUUGCAUCCCAACCAUCUGAUGCUGCAAAAUCCAUAACGUCUUCCCCUUUCGCAACCGUUAGGGUUUCAGUUUGGUCUCCGUAUUCCUCUUCCUUCCUCCAUUUUUUCAUCCUGAUCUUCGUCUUCUUUUCUCUUCUUGGUUUGAUUUCAGAGAGGGGAUAGGCAGGGGAGGGAAUGAGAGGCUCGAGUUCGGAUUUGUUUGACCCGAGGACCGUCAUGGACUCGGAUCUUUCUCCCACGCCCUCCUCCGACGGCGACUUUGGCUUUGCCUUCAACGACAGCAACUUCUCCGACCGCCUUCUACGGAUUGAGAUCAUGGCCGGCCUGCCCGAUGCCAGGCCCGACGGCGAGGGCUGCUCCACCCUUGCUGAUUGGGCUCGCCAUCGCAAGCGAAGAAGGGAAGAUAUUAAGAAAGAUAACGCUCUUGAUCUCACCACAUGCCCUGAGGAGCAAAUUUUGAAUUGUGACCAGCCUGAUAUUGACGAUGGAAUUGAAAAUCAAGACGAGGAACCAGUUGCUAUGAUUGAAGAGUCUCCAUCCGUUUCAGGCGAUGAAGCUGCAAACAGCAAUGAUUUGACCUGGAGUAUGGAUUGCUCUACUGUUUUGAAAGUUCAAACAUUACACAUUAGUUCUCCUAUUUUAGCUGCAAAAAGUCCAUUUUUCUAUAAGCUGUUCUCAAAUGGGAUGAGGGAGUCAGAGCAAAGACAUGUAACCUUACGAAUUAAUGCCUCAGAAGAAGCUCCUCUAAUGGAGCUCCUGAAUUUCAUGUAUAGCAAUACCCUAUCUACAACUACAGCUCCUGCUUUGCUGGAUGUGCUGAUGGCUGCUGACAAGUUUGAGGUUGCUUCGUGCAUGAGAUAUUGUAGCCGACUGUUGAGGAACUUGCCCAUGACACCUGAAUCAGCAUUGCUAUAUCUAGAGCUUCCUUCCAGUGUCUUAAUGGCUGAAGCAGUCCAACCUUUGACAGAUGCAGCAAAACAGUAUUUAGCUGCUCGAUACAAGGACAUAACCAAGUUCCAUGAAGAGGUGAUGGGAUUGCCUUUAGCUGGAAUUGAAGCAGUUUUGUCCAGUGAUGAUCUCCAGGUUGCAUCAGAGGAUGCAGUAUAUGACUUUGUAUUGAAGUGGGCCAGGGGUCAGUACCCAAAACUUGAGGAUCGGCGAGAAGUCCUUGGUUCACGCCUCGCUCGGUUCAUUCGUUUCCCUUACAUGACCUGUCGUAAGCUUAAGAAGGUAUUAACUUGUAAUGACUUUGAUCAUGACCUUGCAUCCAAGGUUGUGCUUGAGGCCCUCUUUUUUAAGGCUGAAGCUCCACACCGGCAACGAAUGCUGGCUGCAGAGGAGUCUGCUGUCACGAAUCGCCGCUUUGUGGAACGAGCCUACAAGUAUCGACCAGUCAAGGUGGUCGAGUUUGAACUUCCCCGGCAGCAGUGUGUGGUGUACCUGGAUUUGAAGCGGGAGGAGUGCGCAAAUUUGUUUCCAUCAGGUCGGGUGUAUUCACAGGCAUUCCACUUGGGUGGACAAGGGUUCUUCCUCUCAGCGCACUGCAACAUGGACCAGCAGAUGUCUUUCCAUUGCUUUGGGCUGUUUUUGGGAAUGCAAGAAAAGGGUUCAGUGACUUUUGCAGUAGACUACGAGUUUGCAGCAAGGUCAAAGCCAACGGAGGAGUACAUUAGCAAAUAUAAAGGCAAUUAUGUGUUUACUGGGGGCAAGGCAGUUGGCUACCGAAACUUAUUUGGCAUACAGUGGACUUCCUUCAUGGCCGAGGACAGUCUUUACUUCAUAAAUGGCAACCUCCAUCUCAGGGCUGAGCUUACCAUCAGGCACUAACUCUUUCUCAGAGCUUCUAAUCAACUUGUCGCUAACCUUUUAUUUUUUGGGCCCCUUUUUGGCACGAGCAAGACAAAAGCCUAAUUAUGGAAUCAUGUUAUGCUAUUGAUGUUAUUUGAAGUUAAAAAUUAUCCAAAAUAGUCCUUUGUGCCAAAUUGCAAUCGCAAUUAGAAAGGUAGCAAAUGUAAAUGGGGUUGACUUUAUGGAGGUUUUAAGGGUUUCUUUUCUGUUC
Molecule: messenger RNA, 2177 nt
Organism: Malania oleifera
Lineage: Eukaryota; Viridiplantae; Streptophyta; Magnoliopsida; Santalales; Ximeniaceae
Product: BTB/POZ domain-containing protein POB1-like
Exons: 6
Coding region: 293-1945 (550 amino acids)
Biological process (GO): response to red light
Cellular component (GO): nucleus
Molecular function (GO): protein binding
Source: RefSeq, a predicted model, not a curated record